Pecten maximus is the source of this 2393-nucleotide messenger RNA. RefSeq names its product zinc finger protein 723-like. Bases 677 to 1891 code for a protein of 404 amino acids. The transcript is spliced from 2 exons. Gene Ontology annotation, molecular function: DNA-binding transcription factor activity, RNA polymerase II-specific; RNA polymerase II cis-regulatory region sequence-specific DNA binding. Gene Ontology annotation, biological process: regulation of transcription by RNA polymerase II. The record is from RefSeq and is a predicted model, not a curated record. Gene Ontology annotation, cellular component: transcription regulator complex; PcG protein complex. NCBI's taxonomy places the organism in Eukaryota, Metazoa, Mollusca, Bivalvia, Pectinida, Pectinidae.
UAGUGUUAUCAACCAAGGUUCAGUCAGGUUCUAACACAGUGUUGGUUAUUGAAGAGAUAACAAACUCCAGGCUUCUAAAGUUAAUAUUCAAUUUGGGACGAUGAACUAUGUACAGAUUAAAAUAUUCUCUUGCUCUCACACACAAAUAACUAUACAUCAUACCAGCACACUGACCCCUCCCUUGGUCAUAGUCUUAUAGGAGCUUGACUCCUGCGCCACCUAACAUUAUGCCUACUGUAUACCCAACUGCUGCUAUAACGAACGUCUACCCAGCUAAGCAAAUGGCUGUUGAAAUGUGGCACACCUCCGGAAACAAAUCUGUUUGACUGCCCACUGAGUGAGCCAGACACCCGAAUAUAUAGCUGAGAUUACGCCCCAGGCAUGCUCGUGCGAAUCUGUUUAUAAACACCUGGAACUGGAUCUGCGACAAUGACAGGGUCAACCAGACAUGACCUAACGACGUCACAAUCCCCUCGAUCGUCGUCGAGCUGACUGGUAUAUUUCUGGUCCUGAAAUGACAUUUGUCUCGAAGGACACUUCUGGUAAUGGCACAUUUAUACCCUGAAGAUGACUAUCCUAUCGAACAAGCAAUUGAUAAAGGAACUAGAUCUCAGCCCAGAAUGAAGAGGAACGCCACAGAUAAUUCUUCAGCUGGAUAAGAUUGUAGGAAACAGCUAUGGAAUUAUCUCACUGUUCAAUAUAUGACGAAAAUUCUCGGAAUAUUAAAACUGGAUUCAAUGGGAGUUAUGAACCAACUGAUUCCAUCAUCGUUCGAACCAAAGAAAUUUAUCAGUCAUUCGAAUCUGAAAAUUCAAAUCAAGAUGGUUUUUCUGAUGGUCAAUCAGAUUCUGAGGAGUUUAGUACAGGUCCUGGUACAGAUAACUCAACUCAUAUUCAUGACCAGUCAAGCCCCUCCACAUCAUCAUCCAUGAAUGGAACAAAUGCUUUUGAUGCUAAAAGUAUUAGUGAUUCAAAUGGUGUGACAACAGAGCGAAAUACCUUUGUGGUUGAGGAAAAAAGUAAUUUAAAAAAUAAUUUAGUAUUGCAAAAAAAUUAUGAAAAUGGUAUAAUGGAUUGUGAUUAUGAAGAAGACACACCCUAUAAAGGAACAGAGGCGGAGAGUUCUUCCGGAUUGGAUGUUGAUUUAUUUAAAAGUAAAGAAAGUUUGAUCAGUUCUCACUUUUUGUACAGAAGUGAAAAUGGGGAGCCCAGUCUUAUAAGCCCAUGUACUGCUGCCCUUACAGAGAAACAGGACCUAGAUCCUACUCUAUAUGGACCAAACGGAAAUCUGGACAAUCGGUGUGAGAUCUGUAGCAAGACAUUCAGUCAACCAUAUUUACUUAAGGUCCAUUUUAGAAUUCACUCAGGUUUUAAACCCUACAAGUGUGAACUCUGUAACAAGGGAUUUGCCCAAAGUUCCGGACUGCGAUCUCAUAAACUUACACAUACCGGUGAGAAACCAUACAAAUGUGAUAUUUGUGAUAAAACCUUCACAGCAAGUGGUAGUUUAAAUAUGCACUAUCGUACCCAUAAUGGGGAGAGACCUUUUUCAUGUGAAGUUUGUGGCCGUACAUUUCGGUACCGCAGUGCCAUGAAUAAACACAUGAUGAUUCACACCGGUGACAGGCCAUAUACUUGUGAGGAUUGUGGGAAGGAUUUUAGUCGGAAAGGAAAUCUCGAGACUCACAGACGUAUUCACACAAACUCAAUGCCGUAUCAAUGUGACGUUUGUAAAAAGAAAUUUAAUCAAAUGAGCAACCUACGAACACAUCAGGUGACGCAUUCCCUUGUCAAGCCUUACAAGUGUGAUCUAUGUGGCUCCGAGUUCUUCACCAAGUUUAACAUGCAAAGACAUAUUGUAAUACAGCAUAUAAAAAAGAAGAGAACUUAAUGGAGAUGCGAUGAACAUGUAUUAUACAUUGUAUUCAAUUAUCUUCCCAUAAUUAUAAACCCACCAUGUAUUCAUGUUUAUUACAGUUUAAAAUAGAUAUUUCUUUGUUGUACAAUUCCAAUCAGCCCACCUCCAAAUCUAUGUCAAAGUUUACAUAUAUUUAUGAUCCCCGAUAAAAUUGUUAAUUGGUUCUAGCAAAAGUUAAGAUGUCAGGCUUAAAAAAAUGAUACAUGUGUUUCUGCUAUAACAUGUCAGAAAAAAAUAGGGAAGGUAGAUGGGGAAAUAUUUUUUUAUUUUUUAAUUAGUUUUUAAUAAGAUUGUAUCUAUGGACAAGGAUUUCUUGAAAAUGGUCAAAAAAACUUAGACUUCUUUAGAGUAGGCACAAAAAAAUAUAAUUAACACAGGUAAUUUUGCUAAGGUCUCAUAAAUGAUUUUAAAUAUAAAUAUAUAUAUAUAUAUAUAUAUAUGUAGCGGAACUGGACUGGGUCGACCAUUGGCGACC